AAUACAAUUCAAAAACACAUGAGUAAUUGAGGUUAGGUUCAUAAGAAAUAGCAAAAAUGUCGAAUUUAACAAAAAUGAUGCAAAUAUAUCGCUUGGGGCGGAUUGCCCUCCAUCAUGGGAAACGCACGAUUUCAAUAACCAACCACACAAUUGCCCCUCGCACCUUAGUUGCAGCACAGCCUAGAAGAUUACUCAGCACGGAGCCAGAACUAAAAGACGACUACCACUCAAUUAUCAAAGAUACAGAAAAACCACUAGGUACCGGCACCAAGCACGAGUUUCAGGCUGAAACGCGAAUGCUACUCGACAUUGUUGCUCGUUCUUUGUACUCCGAAAAGGAAGUAUUUUUACGCGAGUUGAUAUCAAACGCUAGCGACGCCUUGGAAAAAUUCAGGUAUAUCAUUUUAUCGGGUGCCGAGCAAACCAAUAACGUUUUGGAAGCGGAUCGAAGUUUAGAAAUUCACAUCGGUACGGAUAAACAGAAUCGAAUUUUAACUAUUCAGGAUACAGGAAUUGGGAUGACCGAGAGUGAGCUUACUUCCAAUUUAGGGAUAAUUGCGCGAUCCGGGUCAAAGGCUUUCUUGGAGCAAUUAAAAUCAAAAAGUGCAACUGCGGACAAUACCAGUAAUAUUAUUGGGCAGUUUGGAGUUGGUUUUUACAGUGCCUUUAUGGUUGCGGAUAAGGUCGAGGUGUAUUCCAGAGCGGCCACGGAGGAGAAGGGGUUUAAGUGGAGCUCGGAUGGUUCUGGAGUAUACGAAAUUCAGCAAUCAGAUGGUGUACAACUCGGUACAAAAAUUGUGAUUCAUCUCAAAACCGACUGUCGCGAAUUUGCGGACGAUGAACGAAUUAGUACCAUUAUUAAAAAAUACAGCAACUUUGUGGGUAGUCCCAUUUACUUAAAUGGCAAAAAGGUGAAUACCGUACAACCGCUAUGGCUCUUAGAUCCGAAAAGUAUUACAACACAACAGCACAACGAAUUCUAUCGGUAUAUCAGUAACAGCUACGAUACGCCUCGGUUUACAUUGCAUUACAAUACUGAUGUUCCCUUGUCUAUUCAUGCCCUGCUUUACUUCCCUGAAGGAAAACCAGGACUGUUUGAGAUGUCCCGCGAAACUGAAACCGGUGUUGCACUAUACACUAGGAAAAUAUUGAUAAAGAGUCGCACGGACAACAUUCUACCCAAAUGGCUGCGGUUCGUUAAGGGUGUAGUAGACUCGGAUGACAUUCCACUGAAUUUAAGCAGGGAAUUACUGCAAAACAGCGCCUUAAUAAAAAAGCUCAGUAACGUUGUCACAAGUAAAGUGAUUAAGUUCUUACAAGAUAAUGCAACAAAAAACACGGAUGAGUAUAACAAAUUCUACGUGGAUUACGGAAUUUUUUUGAAAGAAGGAAUUAUUACCAACCACGACCAGAAUGAGAAAGAACAGAUUGCCAAGCUGUUACGAUUCGAAUCAUCGCACAAAGAUGUUGAUACGAAGGUAGGACUCACAGAUUAUAUUUCUAGGAUAAAGGACGGGCAAAAGAAUAUUUUUUAUCUUGCUGCACCAAGUCGCACUCUAGCUGAACAAUCCCCGUAUUACGAAUCGCUGAAACGCAGAGAUCAAGAAGUUUUGUUCUGCUAUGAGCCCUACGAUGAGCUAGUUCUGAUGCAGUUGCAACAGUUUUCCGGGCAUAGACUGGUAUCUGUCGAAAAGGACAUGAGGGACGAUAAAGCUGCGAGCGAUCUCACUAAUUUAGGCGAUGACAGUUUGAAACGAAGCGAAAUCAACGAUUUAACAAAGUGGAUGCAGGACGCGCUGAGCGGGAAAGCAUUUAAAGUACACGCGACAACAAGGCUGGAAAGUCAUCCGUGCGUCGUUACCGUUGAAGAAAUGGCAGCCGCUCGUCAUUUCAUCAAAACCCAAAGCCAUCAAAUGUCAGAAGAUCGGAGAUAUGCCUUGUUGCAACCUCAGUUGGAAAUUAAUCCAUCGCAUCCUGUAAUAAAAAAGCUGUACAAAUUAAUGAGUAGCGAUUCGGAAUUAGCGACGCUUUUAACAAAACAGCUUUUCGCAAAUUCGAUGGUUGGAGCAGGGUUGGUGGAUGAUCCGAGAACUUUGCUGACUUCUAUGAAUGAUUUACUUACUAGAGCGCUAGAGAAACAUUAGUUAAUUAAUUUUUGUAAUUUGUUUUUGUACAUAAACUGUAUUAAAGAUGUCUUUGGAUACGGA
Photinus pyralis (common eastern firefly) is the source of this 2207-nucleotide messenger RNA. It is a transcript of the gene Trap1, whose product is annotated as heat shock protein 75 kDa, mitochondrial. Gene Ontology annotation, biological process: protein folding. Gene Ontology annotation, cellular component: mitochondrial inner membrane. Bases 57 to 2144 code for a protein of 695 amino acids. The transcript is spliced from 13 exons. NCBI's taxonomy places the organism in Eukaryota, Metazoa, Arthropoda, Insecta, Coleoptera, Lampyridae. Gene Ontology annotation, molecular function: ATP binding; protein kinase binding; ATP-dependent protein folding chaperone. The record is from RefSeq and is a predicted model, not a curated record.